GUGUGUACUCCUGUCCACAGUAUAGACUCACAGCUGCUUUCUCCGUGCUGAUAAGUUCCAACGGCUUCAAGAGUGUGUGACCUUCUCUACCUCAAACGAGAUAUCGAAUCCUGAAUCUGCACGUGCGUCGAUAGUCUGGGGACAAAGGCCCCACCUCCACAAUUUCCACCCACUCUUGUGCCCACAUGUAGCGUAUGCAAGUGUCUGACCAGAUCAAAGCUUGGCUUCACGCAGUUCGGAGGUUCUUAUAAACCCAUACGUCUGCUACCUGCGGCCGCGGCUUCUUCUACGUUUCUUGAACUCUUCGUUGCAGACAGGUGCUGCUAUUUUGCUCAGACUAGACUCAGCUCUCGACUCAUCAAUAUGCCCAACGAAAGCCUACGAAGAAACUCUUCAGCCAUGGAUGCAUACAAGAAGCAAGACAGUCUUGACACGAGGCCUGCAACGCAGAUCAAGGAAGAGCAAACUUCCUCAGAUGAGUCGCAAAUAAAGUCAAGCGCAAAGACGCGGCGUCGGAGAGCAUCAGUCGCAUGUACAUCGUGUCGGGACCGACGUAUACGUUGUGUUGUGCCUUCAGGCAAGAAAGCAUGUAUACAAUGCGAGCGCUCGAGUACUUCCUGCAUCAUCAAAGAUGACGAUGAAAGACGGAGGCCCAUCUCACGUGCAUAUGUAUACUCGUUAGUGGAAAGAGUAGCGUUGCUUGAGCGCCUGCUUGAAGACCAAGGUUUGACAGUUCCGCCUGCCAACCACCCACCAGAGACGCGCCAUCGUUCUCGCCGAAGCAAGGAUACAUCCACUGUUGAUAACACGUCUUUGUACUCAUCCACACCUCAGGAAAGCUCCAUUUCAGACGAUCACACAGCAUCAUUACCAUAUAGCUCAGAUGACCAGAUCAAGGAUGAACAUCAGACCCCAAAUAUCAACAAGAGAUCGUCGGUGCUAUUUGAUGUCGACUACGAGAGCGGACACAUGAGCAAGAGGAUGGGACAAAAUAGUUUUAUCGCACCGGUAUAUUUAAGAGCGGAAUCGGCUAGGCAAUAUUCCACUGGUUCGGUCACAAAUCGUAAACGUCCAUGCAAGCUCGAUCAACUUGCGAAAAUACCAUUGUCAGACCAGGCCUCCCUUUGGUCAACGAAAUUCGACUAUAGCAGCGACCAGGCAACAAUACAACCAGGACCCCAAGACACGAACAUCGAAUGUAGGGCAUACAGUGCUUGGGGCCAUGGUGCAUUCGACUUGCAUGGUUACAACAAUCACACACUGACAGUACAAUACGGAGAAGUUUUACAUACCGGACAUCAAUACAAUGCCCCAAGCCCACCAAGAGGUGUAAUCACAAAUCUGGACUUCAUGCCUUUAAAUACGAGUGGCUGGUUCGAAUGAAGACCUGUUGUCAGCUAUGGUCUGGCAUCCUUCUAUCUUCCCGCUGUGACAGUGUCAUUAUAGAUCAACGAACUCUUCGGAAUAUUUCGUCCACCACUCAUCACUCACAAAGCUUCUCUCGCUACCCAUUCCUAGACUGCCUAUCGCUCCUUAACCCUCAACAGAAUAACCGAGUUCACCACCUUAGUCCAUGGAUGCACCUCAAUCAGCAUCUCCAACCCCACCCUCUCCAUAUCAUCACCCAGCUCAAGAAUCUAGCAAUCGUUAGCAUCGCCUAUGCAAUAUACACAGACCCUGCCAAAUCAACCUACCGGAUACAAAACACCUCGCAAUCCCUUCGCACUCCUCGCCACCACCAACGCACCCGGUCUCAACUUCUUUACCAAACUCU
Molecule: messenger RNA, 1774 nt
Organism: Macroventuria anomochaeta
Lineage: Eukaryota; Fungi; Ascomycota; Dothideomycetes; Pleosporales; Didymellaceae
Exons: 3
Coding region: 364-1383 (339 amino acids)
Biological process (GO): regulation of DNA-templated transcription
Molecular function (GO): zinc ion binding; DNA-binding transcription factor activity, RNA polymerase II-specific
Source: RefSeq, a predicted model, not a curated record